GAACUACAGAAGUCUUGCAUAAAAUCCUUCAUCCUUAUUACAACAUUAGGCAGUUAAAAUGUUCUGUCUUUUCAGAGCUAACUUGUCUUUUCUCUUGUGGAUCUCUAUUGUGAAUAUUUGGGUUUUUCCAAGAAUCUCUUGUAUGCUGUCUGAGAAGUCUGAUUAUUGCCUUGUCAUGUUAAAUAACUGCUUGGCUGAAGUAGAACGAACUGAGGAACUGGCUUUCUUGAAACCGUUUUUGGAGAAAUCUUUCAUCAAGAGGUCCUUCAGAAAUGGUGUAGGAUCAGGAAUUAAAAAAACUUCCUCUCGAAGAGCAAAAUCCUAGCCAAGUGUACAAGGAAACGUCCAGUUAUUCAGUAUUAUCAAAUGUGAAGAGCAGAAUACCAAGAUCUGCAGAAACAUGAACUCCUAGAGAAGACCAUAUCCGCUGCUCCAUGUAUUAUUGUCAAAUGCUCUGCAUUUCUACUGUAAUUGUUAAAACUGCCACAUCAUUACUGUAUCUUUUAUUUCUGUUUUAGUGACACUGCCUAGGGGUCUUGGAUAAAUACAAAGUCAAUGUGAAAUAUGUGAGAUAUACAUUCAUCCUGCAUUGGAUUUAAGUUUCAGUAAAUAAUGAAACAUGUAACUUAUUUCCCGACAGAACACAUCACCAGCACCUCAUGCUGUAGGAAUCAGCAAUGCAUUUUGUGUACAUUACGCCCAGACAAAUACAGAGGGUGUAUGCACUACAUGAAUAAAAAAAUAUGCAUCUUCUCACCAGCUUUUUAACAUCCUGCCAAUUCAAUGGUAUGGACAUUAUCAACUAUAAAAUAUAAACUGUCACUUAUCUGUAUAAAUACCACCUCAUGUAUCCCUUGUAAAUAGCCGCAUCUAGUCAGACUACAUUGGUCAACAGAAGAAAAUAAAUAAAUAAAACAUUUACAGUUGAAUCAAAAUUAUGCAUUGUCAAUAAGGGCAUAAACAUCUCUUCCUCUCUCUCUCUCUCUCUCUCUCUCUAAUUAAAAUGAAUGGAUUUUUCCCUAGAUUGUUAAAUUGUGUCAGUUUAUAAUGAAAUAUGUUAUAGCAGUACAAAUGUAAUGGGUCCUCACUUUCUAUCACUGCUCAUUGAUGAAGAGAAACACUUUAAACAGUUUAACAUAACAUUACGUAGAUUAUAUUUUUAUUGCUGCUGGUUAUUACUGAUGACAGAAGAAUCAUUAAAAAUGUACCUUAUUGUAAAA
Molecule: messenger RNA, 1220 nt
Organism: Protopterus annectens (West African lungfish)
Lineage: Eukaryota; Metazoa; Chordata; Ceratodontiformes; Protopteridae
Gene: NPS
Product: neuropeptide S
Exons: 4
Coding region: 59-325 (88 amino acids)
Biological process (GO): neuropeptide signaling pathway; positive regulation of action potential; positive regulation of synaptic transmission, glutamatergic
Cellular component (GO): extracellular region
Source: RefSeq, a predicted model, not a curated record